Messenger RNA from Aspergillus campestris IBT 28561, 1124 nucleotides. RefSeq lists its product as uncharacterized. Bases 290 to 940 code for a protein of 216 amino acids. The record is from RefSeq and is a predicted model, not a curated record. The transcript has a single exon. NCBI's taxonomy places the organism in Eukaryota, Fungi, Ascomycota, Eurotiomycetes, Eurotiales, Aspergillaceae.
CCUCGUCUACUAUAAUCGAUGCUUAUUUCUGAUACACUUCCUUGUCUUUGUGUUAGUUAGUGGAAGAGUGUUCAUGUCUGUCGUUCUUGUCCCGUCUUAUUCCUACAGGUAGUUUACUCUCGUUGUACAUCUAUACGUCUACCUUUCUUCUCUAUAUCAUUCUCGUUCACUCUAUAUCUACAUUCUACCUAUACAUGGGUACUCCUUACUCCUUAUUCCUUACUAAAAGGUAAAAGCAACAACAGCAAUUCAAACGAAAUAAACAAUCCACAAUAAUAAAUCAACAAAAAUGCAUAACCCAAUCAAACAACAACCCCACUACAGCCCCUACACCAAACACCCUCACCACCACAACCACAACCACAACCAACACCAGCACACCAAAACCAACAACAAAACCACCCACUCCUCCAACAAAUCCACCUACAACAGAUGCUGGGACUGGCUCCUAACAGGCGGCAACACACACUACGCCCGCAACCGCGCAACAUUCACCACCUACCGGCGCGCGCCCUGCAAAAUCGCCCACAAGCGCGUCCUCGGCAUCGGCACCGUCGAGCUCACCGUCCAGCGCUCCCCCGACGAUCCACGCCCGCACAAGCUCACCCUCCACGACGUACUGCACAUGCCUAGCGCGCGGUGCAACGGGCUCAGCGUGGACAAGUACCGCGAGGAGCACCCCGGGGAGGAUCUGCGGGAGGUUAUGAUGGGUAGUGGUGGGGGACAGGAGAUGAUGCAGGCUGUGGGUGGGGGAGAGGAGGAGGCGCUGUGGUUUGCGGAUGAGUAUUGUGGGUGUUUGAGGGUUGUGGUUUGGGGGGAUCCUCAGGGAGAGAGCUUUCUGAGGGGUCCCGAGGAUGGGAGGCUUUAUGGGGUUUCGGUUAUUGCGGGGGAGAGGGAGAUGCAGGUUUUGAGGGAGAGGGUUGCUGUUAGGGGGUAUUAACUUUCUAUCUAUUGAUUUAUAUGGGAAUCAUUUGGUUGCUCAUUGUUGAAAACUUGGUUUGAGCGGUUGGUUGGUUUGGAUAGAGGUUAAUGAGGUGUUUAUUGGGUUCUUGGGGAUGAAUUAUAUAGCUACUAUCGUUGAGGAUAGCUUGAGUAUGAAAGUAUAUCCUAUCUAUGGAAAAGGC